AUGCUUCAAUACGAAUCCCAAAGCUAUGAUAAGGGAUUAUCUCAGAAACUCAUGCAAAAAUAUCGUCCAUUAUUUGUUUUUUCGAUAGUAUCUUAUGCAAUUUUCGUCUCGAAAGUGUCAAAAAUCAGAAAGGAUAGAGAAAACCGUAAUACUGCGAUUUUAAUAUCAUGUUGGAAUGCAUGUAAUGCUAUUGCUAAUAUUAUUAUGCUUAUAGGUGCAUUACCUGAUUUUAUAACAUCUUUUCAUGAAGGUUUGUAUUCAAGUUUAUGCCUAAAUCAGGGUUUAUAUACAAAUCCAAGAACAGCCAAGCUGCUAUUUAUGUUUCAUGCAAGCAAAAUCUGGGAACUAUUGGAUACCGUAUUUGUAAUUAUGGAUGGACGUCAAGCAAGCAUAAUUCAUGUAACGCACCAUAUCAUCACUUCUAUUUCCGUAGUUAGCAGUUAUCCUCAACUUGGUGCUGUGAUUCGUUGGAUUUCUGUCACAAAUCUUAUAGCUCAUUCAGUGCUUUAUUCUUAUUUGACAGCUCAAAGCUGCGUUUGGAAACAACGUACACGAAGUGCACGUAUAGUUAGCGGAAUUCAGUUGAUACAAUUUCCGAUUUGCUUAUUUGCUUUUUGGAAAAUUCUACAGUAUAAGGCAGCUAGAAGAAAAUGUGAAACUGGUUAUAAUGUUGCAUGUCUUAUAAUCUACACAAUUCUCUUUAUUCUUUUCAUGCAGUUUUACGUCAGUAAAGCUAGAAGUCAAAUGAAGAUUGCAAGACUUAAAGGUAUGAUUAAAUUUUGA
Messenger RNA from Thelazia callipaeda (thelaziosis nematode), 783 nucleotides. Lineage: Eukaryota; Metazoa; Nematoda; Chromadorea; Rhabditida; Thelaziidae. The record is from the annotation of a GenBank genome assembly.